Messenger RNA from Pseudovirgaria hyperparasitica, 2001 nucleotides. RefSeq lists its product as uncharacterized. Lineage: Eukaryota; Fungi; Ascomycota; Dothideomycetes; Acrospermales; Acrospermaceae. The transcript has 5 exons. Gene Ontology annotation, cellular component: cytoplasm; nuclear proteasome complex; proteasome regulatory particle, lid subcomplex. Bases 117 to 1610 code for a protein of 497 amino acids. The record is from RefSeq and is a predicted model, not a curated record.
CAAAGUCCGUCUCGCCUCUGAAUCUUUGUCUCUACCUUUCAAAUCCACAACUGCUCCCUGAUAAGUCGAGGGUCUUCUGAUAUCACCUCUUUAGCGCAUCAUUGCCCGAACCUGCGAUGUCGUCCGGCGAGGUUCUCAGGGCGGAGAAAGACUUCUCAAAGGAUACCGACAAGCUCAUCCCCGAGGCCGAAGCUCUUGCAAAGACUAAUGUGCAGGGCGCUAUCGAGAAGCUUCUCGUGCUUGAGAAACAAACCCGACAGGCAUCUGAUCUAGCUUCAACGUCCCGAAUAUUGAUCACAAUAGUCACAAUAUGUAAAGAAUCCGGCGACUGGAGCUUGCUCAACGAGCAAGUCUUGCUCUUAUCGAAGAAACAUGGCCAGCUCAAGCAAGCAACAACGAAGAUGGUACAGGUCGUCAUGAAUCUUUUGAAAGAUACGCCCAAUAUCGAUACAAAGCUUAGCGUCAUCGAAACUCUGCGGACAGUGACUGAAGGCAAAAUCUUUGUCGAAGUCGAACGUGCAAGGGUGACUCGUAUCCUCUCGGACAUCAAAAAGGAGCAAGGUGACAUCGCCGCAGCGACGGACAUUCUAUGCGAGCUACAAGUUGAGACCUUUGGGUCAAUGACGAGGAGAGAAAAGACCGAGUUCAUCCUGCAGCAGGUUGCACUGUGCAUAGAGAAGGGUGAUUGGACUCAAGCCGGUAUACUAAGCAGGAAGAUCAGUACGAAAUACUUUGCGCGAAAGCCAAAGAAGACCGAGGAGCAGCUGAAACAGGAGCAGAAAGAGCGGGAAGAGAAGGAAAAGGCCCGUAGCGUGGACGAUCCACCAAUCGAGCCUGAAGAUGAUGUUACUGAUCUCAAACUCCAAUACUACGAACAGCAGGUCAUGCUUGCCAAACAAGAAGACAAGUAUCUAGACGCUUGUAAGCACUAUCGACAGGUUCUGGACACUGAGGCCGUCGAGGAGAAUCCGGAGCAACUCCGUGCAGUUCUUUCCCGUGUGAUAUAUUUUAUCAUACUCGCACCGCACGACAAUGAGCAGUCAGACCUGCUGCAUCGCAUUCACAAAGACACAAGAAAUCAACUAUUAGUGCCAGAAGACGCCGCACUUUUGAGACUGUUUACAGUCACUGAACUCAUGCAUUGGUCUGAGGUCGAAAAGCAAUUUGGGCCCCGCCUUGUAGGUACCGACAUCUUUGAUGCAAAGGCAGGUCAAUCAGACGAACCAAAGGCCUUGCAGAGGUGGAAAGACCUGAAGAAGCGUGUCACGGAGUACAAUGUCCGUGUCGUUUCGACGUACUACACCCGUAUACGCAUGCCUCGUCUCACACAACUUCUGGAUCUCACGGAAGACGAAACCGAGAAGUUUAUCAGCGAGCUUGUUACUGCUAAGACCAUCUACGCUAGAAUCGAUAGACCGGCGCAGAUCGUGAAUUUCGCGAAGACUAGAGACGCCGACGAUGUAUUGAACGAAUGGAGUGGAAACAUGAAGAGUCUUCUAGGUCUGCUGGAAAGGAUUGACCACCUAAUCACCAAGGAGGAAAUGAUGGCAUCUAUCCAGCCAACGAAAGUUGAGAAAGGAAGGACCAAGAAGACAGCCAAAGCAAAGUAAUGGACGCCUAGAGAUGCUGGCUACUGAGCAUGGAUAUAUAGAGCAAAUGAUAACCCAAUCAACAGCAUGCCCCGCUAUAAAAGAGGCUGCGAGAGCAUAUGGUAUCCCUUAGAACAAGGUUUAAUGCUAUGUCAUAAUCGCUGGCGCCUAAAGCGACCAUCUAAAUUCACAUCUAUCGUAACCGUUCGAUCGAUCAAAACGGAACGUCCAUGUCUUCGGCAUUCUCUUCUGCAUUGUUCGUACCACCUCUACCCAAUACUUCCUUAAUGAACCCUAUCAACGCACCGACAUAUUGCUUCUGACUACUAGGCAAAAAGUGGCCACCCGGGUGAUACACAACUCUGUCCUUACUGUCCUCAAACUGCUCCAUCAAUUUCAAACUCCUUUUCUC